AUGAUUCCCUUUGCCUCUGAAGUGAUUGAUUCUACUGUAGAGGAAAAAAGAUUAAAAACAAAUAAAGAAAACAAUUUCAAUUGGUAUAGAUGGGGUCCCUAUCUAAGUGAAAGAUCAUGGGCCACUGUCCGUGAAGAUUAUUCAUAUAAUGGUGAUGCUUGGAACAACUUCCCCUUUGAACAUGCUAACGCAAGAGUAUUUAGAUGGGGUGAAGAUGGGUUAUUUGGUGUAUCAGAUGCUAAACAACAAAUCUGUACCAACGUGGCUCUUUGGAAUGGUAAAGAUGAAAGAUUGAAAGAAAGAUUAUUUGGGUUAACAGGUCAUCAAGGUAAUCAUGGUGAAGAUGUUAAAGAAUUAUAUUAUUAUCUCGAUAAUACACCAACUCAUUCUUAUAUGAAAGCUUUAUAUAAAUACCCGUUUACAAAACCUUUCCCCUAUAAACAAUUGAUUGAAGAAAACGGUAAGCGUGGGUUUGAAGAUAAAGAAUUCGAAAUUUAUGAUAUCGAUGGCAUGUUUAAGGAUUCCAAGACAAAUGAUAAUUGCUACUAUGAUGUUUUUUUCGAAAUGGCUAAAGAUGAUGAAAAUCCAGAAGAUUUAAGUUUUAGAAUUACCGUUUAUAAUAGAAGUGAAUUGAAUUCAGGUGAAUUAUAUGUUAUUCCACAAAUGUUUUUUAGAAAUACUUGGGCAUGGGAAGUUGAUGAAGAAAAAAGAGAAGCCAAUAAACCUUGGUUAGAAAAGGAUUCCAAUUCUUCAAACUUAAUUAAUGUUCAUUCACAAAAAUAUGGUGAAAGGAAAAUUGUAUUUCAACCUUCACCAGGUGUCUUUGCAGUAGAUGAAAAUGGUAAUCCAUUAAAUGAAGAAGACGAAGAUACUGAUGAUGAUAUUGAACCAGAAUUAUUAUUCACAGAAAAUGAAUCGAAUUUAGUUAAAUUAUUUAAUGAGAAAAAAAAUAAAUCAGAAUUUACCAAAGAUGCCUUUGAAGAAUACUUGGUUAAAGAAAAUAGAGAUUCAGUGAAUCCAAAAAAUAGAGGUACAAAAGCUUGUGCUGUUUAUCAUUUCCCCAAUAUUCCACCAGGUGAAUAUGUAACAGUAAGAUAUAAAUUUACUAAUGAUUUUAAAGAUAGCAUAUUUCAAGCUCAAGAUUUAUCUUUAUUAGAUGAAGAUGCAUUUGAUCAUGUCUUUGAAGAUAGAAUUGAAGAGGCUGAUAAUUUCUAUUGGAGAAUUAAUCCUUUACCAAUUAAUGAAGAAUUAAGAAAAAUUCAAAGACAAGCUUUUGCAGGUUUAUUGUGGACAAAACAAUUUUAUCAUUUCAUUUGGGAAAAUUGGUAUAAUGGUGAUCCAAAUAUUAGACCAGCUCCACCAAAAGAUAGAGCUAAUGGUAGAAAUAAAGUCUGGAAAAAUUUAUAUAUUGAUAACAUUUUAUCAAUGCCUGAUAAAUGGGAAUAUCCAUUUUUCGCAUCUUGGGAUACUGCCUUCCAUUGCAUUCCAUUAGCCAUGAUUGAUCCCGAAUUUGCUAAGCAUCAAUUAGAUUUACUGACAAGAGAAUGGUAUAUGCAUCCAAAUGGUCAAAUUCCCGCUUAUGAAUGGAAUUUCUGUGAUGUAAAUCCACCUGUUCAUGCUUGGGCUGUUUAUAGAACCUUCAAAAUUGAAAGAAAUCUAUACGGUCGUGAAGAUAGAGUCUUUCUAGAAAAAGUUUUCCAAAAAUUAUUGUUAAAUUUCACUUGGUGGGUUAAUAGAAAGGAUACUGAAGGUAGAAAUGUCUUUGAAGGUGGGUUUUUAGGUUUAGAUAACAUUGGUAUCUUUAAUCGUAGUGAACCUUUACCCACUGGUGGUACUUUAGAACAAGCUGACUCCACUGGUUGGAUGGCGUUCUUUGCCUUACAAAUGCUAAAUAUUGCUUUAGAAUUGGCUAAAGAAAAUCCAGUUUAUGAGGAUAUUGCAAGUAAGUUUUUCCAACAUUUCAUUUUAAUUAGUGAUUCAAUGUCAUUUGAAUAUACUGUUGAUAAUAGUUCUGGAGAAUUAAAACAAAUUAUUAAACAAAAUCUUUGGAAUGAAGAUGAUAAAUUUUAUUACGAUGCAAUUUCUUGGGGACCUCAACAUAGACAACAAAUUCCAAUUAGAUCUUUAGUAGGGUUAAUUCCAUUGUAUGCAGCAAUGACACUAGAACCACAUUUGUUAACAAAAUUCCCUAAUUUUAAGAAGAGAGUUGACUGGUAUAUUGAAAAUAAACCAGAAAUAUUCGAUAGAAAUGUAGCUUCAAUGAGUAAAAGAGGUGUUGGUGAAAGAUUAUUAUUGUCUUUGGUAUCAAAGGACAGAUUAAAGUCAAUUUUAGAGAGAAUGUUGGAUGAAAAUGAAUUUUUAUCUCCAUAUGGUAUCAGAUCAUUAUCUAAAUAUCAUGAAAAACAUCCAUUUGAAAUGCAUGUCAAUGAUUCCUUUUAUCAAGUCAAAUAUUUAUCAGGUGAAUCAAAUUCCGGUAUGUUUGGUGGUAAUUCGAAUUGGAGAGGUCCAAUUUGGUUCCCAACUACUUUCUUAAUCGUGGAAUCUUUACAAAGAUUCUUCUUAUAUUAUGGUGAUAGCUUUAAGGUCGAAUGUCCAGUAGGUUCAGGUAAUUUGUUGAAUCUUGCUGAAGUUGCAGAAGAGAUUGCUUACAGAAUGAUUUGUUUAUUCAUGCCUGACAAAGAUGGUAUCAGACCAAUAUUAAAAACAAAUGAUUUUAAACCUGAAAUAAAAUCAGAUGAAGAACAAAAAUUAGAUGUAUCACAAAAUGAAUCUUCCAUUCCAAUUAAUAAGGAAUUAGACACUGUUGAAAAUAUUUCAGAUCAAGAAUCUUCCUCAUCGCCGAUGUCAAUGACUUCUUCAUCUUCUACAUCAGCUCAUAAUUCAAAUAAAAAAGAAAGUUGUCCUGAUUCUAAUGAUGAUUUGUCAUGCACCGAUACAGCUACUGGAUCUUUGAAUUCAGAUUCCAAUGAAGAUGAUAUCAGAAAGGGAAUUAAGAAGGCCUUCGAAGAUGAUAUUCAAAAGAUACAAAGAAAAGACGUCAAUAGGAAAAAAGAAAAAGAAGAAGAAAUCAAGCCAUUGGACACAAGCUAUCUAUCAACAGAUCCUCAUUUCAAAGAAUACAUUACAUUUUUCGAAUAUUUCGAUGCCGAUACUGGUAGAGGCUUAGGUGCUACUCAUCAAUGUGGUUGGACAUCAAUUGUAUCCAAAUGGAUCAAUGAUUUAGCCUUAUCACAAAUGAAGAACCCACGUAAAACAAGGUCUAAUUCGCUCUAUUCCACAACUACUGCAACAGAUAGCAGUUCUGUACCAAUGGCCGCUGACUAUGGUCUUGAUGAACCUAAUAAAUGGCUAAUGUCUACAAGACGUAAGAGUGCAAAGUCUAUGGUUUACUUCACCGGUACUGUAUUAGAAUUAACAGAAGAAGAAAAAUUACAACAUACGCUAGGUGGUGCAAAGACUGGUGUUACUCCAAGGUCGAGUAUUGCCGAAGCUUCUUCAAUGAAAUCCUCAUCUAAACAGAAACCAUCUUCAAUAGAAAAUGCUCAUUACUUUGAAAAUGAAGUUAUUAAAAAAUUAAAGGAUAAAUUGAGGAAGAUGUCGGUCGAUAGUAGCAAGAGUAGUGAAGAUGAUGAUCAAGACAGUGAAUUGCACUGCUAUUAA
Messenger RNA from Henningerozyma blattae CBS 6284, 3660 nucleotides. RefSeq lists its product as uncharacterized. The record is from RefSeq and is a predicted model, not a curated record. Lineage: Eukaryota; Fungi; Ascomycota; Saccharomycetes; Saccharomycetales; Saccharomycetaceae. Gene Ontology annotation, biological process: protein N-linked glycosylation; oligosaccharide metabolic process. Gene Ontology annotation, cellular component: endoplasmic reticulum membrane. The transcript has a single exon. The coding region runs from base 1 to 3660 and encodes 1219 amino acids. Gene Ontology annotation, molecular function: Glc3Man9GlcNAc2 oligosaccharide glucosidase activity.